Messenger RNA from Cotesia glomerata, 1617 nucleotides. Its product is annotated as transmembrane cell adhesion receptor mua-3-like. The record is from RefSeq and is a predicted model, not a curated record. Lineage: Eukaryota; Metazoa; Arthropoda; Insecta; Hymenoptera; Braconidae. The transcript is spliced from 6 exons. The coding region runs from base 104 to 1522 and encodes 472 amino acids.
UAAACCAACUUCGACCACGGUGACUUUUAUUCCUACGAAGUUAUAAAUUUUCUGAAUUUUUUUGGAAUUAACUUUCUGAAUUAAUACACUCAUUGCAACCAAAAUGAUCACCAAAAUUUUGUUCAUUGGUUUGCUUUUUCAAACUACUUUCCAAGUUUCAAAAAGUGCUAAUGGAAAUUCAACAAAGCAGAAUAAUUCUUGCGUCAAAUCGAGAGAACAAUGUCACAAUGGUAACAAUAUUUGUUGCGAUCCAAACGAAAAAUGCGAAUUUAUCGAAUGGCGUUUAGAGAAAGCUCCAUACGUCUGUAAAAUUCCAACGAAACUUGGAACUCAUUGUACCAGUAACUCAAAUUGUUCAGCAAUUACACACGCAUUGUGUAACGACCUAAAUGAAUGCCAGUGUUCAAGUUAUUUUAUCAAGAAAAAUGAUUACGAAUGCGAGCUACCAAUUGAUAUUACAUGCGUGAAAAGCGUUGAUUGUCCAAUCGAAAAUUCUUUUUGUAGCGGUGAAAGACAUCUUUGUCUUUGUAAACCAAAAUUCGUACGACGAGAAGACAAAUGCGAACACACCACUUUAGGAAAAUAUUGUUGGAAAAACAACGAUUGCGUGGACGUACUACAUAUGGAAUGCUCUAAAAACUAUACCUGUGUUUGCAAACCAAAUCAUAUUUCGAAGAAUGAUGCAAUAUGUGUAUCACUUUUAAACGAAUUUUGCUAUAGCGAACAUGACUGCGGAAAUUUGAUGCAUGUAACCUGUACAGAGAAUAAAUGUGCCUGUAGACCACAUCACCGUCUUGUUCAGAACACUACAUGCUUAUCACUUUUAGGUGGAUUUUGUGAAAGCUAUAGAGAAUGUGGAGCGAGCGAUUCUAUCUGCGAAGACAAUCAGUGCAAAUGCAGAUCUAAAUUUACAAUCGCGACUCCUGAUCGAUGUAUAUUGAGUCCUCUGGGAAAUCGUUGUUUCUAUGACAACGAUUGCGAGCAAAUAUUGUUUACAAAAUGUUCGGCAAAUGGAAUAUGUGUUUGCCAAUCCAACUAUGUUAUAGUGAAUGAAACAACAUGUUCUCCACUUUUGGGCGAACUUUGUUUCAAAGAUAAACCAUGCGCACCAGAGAAUUCUGUCUGUAAGAAAUAUCCUAAAAAGUGUCAAUGUCAGGAUAAUUUCAAGUCUAUAUCCAAUGAUAAAUGUGUACCAACAAUGAUGGGGAAAUCUUGUCAUGAUGCUCUUGAUUGUGAAGACGUUUUGCACUUACAAUGUUUAAAUUCUAAGUGUCAAUGCAAAACUAAUCAUGUAAUUAUGAGUAACACUGUUUGCACGCCACUUUUAGACGAGUACUGCUGGAAAUAUGAAAAAUGCGCGCCCAAAAAUUCAAUUUGUGAAGAUAAUAUAUGUCAAUGCAAACCUGGUUAUGUCCAAAAAUCCAACAAUCGAUGCGUACCUGCAAAAAUAGGACUGCUAUGUAAGUCAUAUGGAGUGCAACGAAAUAAGGCACGCUCAAUGUUCGGAAGACAAAGUGUGUAAAUGUAAAGAAAAUAAUAUCUUUAUUGAAAAUUCAAAAACAUGCGCACCAUAAAUUGGUGGAUAUUUGCUGGGAUAGUAUAUGUCAACAAACUGAU